This is a messenger RNA of Pocillopora verrucosa, 2013 nucleotides long. Its product is annotated as adenosine receptor A3-like. Gene Ontology annotation, cellular component: plasma membrane. Gene Ontology annotation, biological process: G protein-coupled receptor signaling pathway. Lineage: Eukaryota; Metazoa; Cnidaria; Anthozoa; Scleractinia; Pocilloporidae. The record is from RefSeq and is a predicted model, not a curated record. Gene Ontology annotation, molecular function: G protein-coupled receptor activity.
UUGAUCCCCUUUAGACGAUGUUUUGUUUUAACUAACAAGUCAAAAUAUGAUCUUAUUGUCUCAGAAAACAAACACUUCAUAUCCCACUGGAAUAGGACCAGAUGUGGACAACUUCACAUUCACAUGAAGCAAGUCCAUCUUCAAAGAUUUUCAGUUGCACUGUUGAAUAAAUUCAGUAGAAAAAGCCGGUUUGAACUAUACGUAAAGGUAGAAGAACAAGAGACAUUUCAUGAUGGUUUUCAUGAUGAAUUUAUGUGACGACGUGCACGCACCAUUUGCUACAUCAGUGACGACUGCAUGUCUCUCCUUACUGCUUUGUUGUAUUACAGUUCCAGGAAACAUUCUGAUCUGCAUUGCCAUUUUGAAAGAUCCUUAUCAGGAAUUAUCUAACUCAUUCAACUAUUUUGUCCUCCAACUGGCAUUUAGUGACGUCAUUGUCGGGAUUUUCACCGAACCAGCAUUCGUCGUUUGGCAUAUUCGGGAAGCCCUUGGCCACGGUGUCUCAGGAACGAUAUGGAUUGUUCACUUAACGUUUUUCAUCUCUUGUACAGCUUCACUUCUUAGUCUGACUGCUCUAACUCUUGACAGACAUUUAACAAUCGUGACUAUCAGAAGGAAAUUUUCCACUCGUUCAGUGGUUCUUAUCUGUGCGUUAAUAUGGUUUUUAUCUCUGACGAUACCUCUCGUUUAUUUCGCUACUGGGUUUUACUUGUUUGCGUUUAUAUUCGCAAAUACCGCAGUUAUCACCACAUUUGUGAUUGUCACAUUUUCUUACUGUCAGAUUCAUUACAAGCUAAGAGUUCAGGUGUCUCGUUGGCGUUCAUUUUGUCAAGACCGCAUCGUGUCAAAAGCCAUGGCCAUGGAAAAACAACUUACGCGGUCAUUUAGCUUGAUUUUAAUGUGUUUCAUUUUGUGUUUAAUACCAUCGUGUGUCAUGAUAUACAUGAUAAACCUUUGCAAUGAUUGUGACUGUAUACUUAUCCACUGGCUACGGGAUUUACAGUUCCUUCUGACAUUAGUCAACUGCUCGAUGAAUCAGUUUCUUUAUGCUUGGAGGAUGCCCAACUUUCGAAAGGCAGUAGCUGCUAUCGUUUGUGGUAGGUCAAGUGCACCUCAAAGUGACAUACCUUCAACGCCUCUUACACCAACACUAUCGAGCAAUCGGAGUAGCAGAAAUGAAACGCUGACAGAGGAGUUUACGUCAUCAAUAAGGUACAAGAACACUUCGUAUACUAGAGACGAUAUCGAUGAUGCAGCCAAUGGAAACCUUGUGGAACAGCUUGAAAAUUAUAGGUGCAUAACCUAUGUAUAGAACUACUCAGUUUUUCUCUUAAAUUGACAAUGAUAACCUUAUUAAGGGACCGAUCAUGAUUUGUUACCAAUAUCAUCACAUGAAACUCUGUGAUAUUUUAAUGAUCACCCUUCAUUGGCAGUUAAUUAGCACUCAAUUUUCUAUAUUCCCCCUAUGAAGAAACGGAACACGAAUCUCAGAACUGAACCUUGCGAACCUUCAGAACUCAACACUGCGAACAUUUUAUUACUUUUUAAUUAGAACCGAGCAUAAAACCGAAUACUGCUUAUCUUAUCAAAGGGCGUGUUUAUUUACACACGCAUAGCUUUCAUAUACCAGAAUUGAGUUAAAGCCUUCGAGAGAAGUUGUUUUCCUCGAGAACGGAUAGUUUCUUUUUGACGAGUUAAAAUCUUGGAAUCUUAUAAAUCUAAUUAUCGGAGGAUAUAGCAAAUAAAAACCCCAACACCCCCAUUUAUACUCUGCUGGCGACGACUUAUACCCCCUCCGCUCCCCCUGAAAACCAUGUUAUUUCCCCCCCCCCCCAGGGGAAAAAACCCUUCCCCUCCUCUUACGUGAUAAAUAACGAGUGGUUCUUAAUCUCUUUACUAGCUCUAUAAUAUAUACGUACAAGAUGUGAUCAGCUAAACAAUUUCUCACCAUUUAAAAUUCUAAUUUACUUUCAGCCCUUUAAAAAUUAGAUCUAAUAGAUCGUUAUAAUUGAU